AUGUCCAGCGACGACCACCAUUCCGAUCACGAACGCCCACCACUCGUCUCCGCCCUCUCCGAGUCUGGUCGCCGGAUCUCCGCCCAGCAUUUCCCGCGGCUUGAGCAUCAACACGGCGCUGGCGCCGCCGACCGUCCCAACCGCCGCGCGAUCGCCCACAUCCCCCUCUCCCCUCCUAAUGCCCAAUCGACACUCUCGCCCGUGUCGCCCGUGGAGCCCGCCGGUCGGUCUCGCUCGCGAAACCGCGGUUACUCCCUUCGACGGUCGAUCUUUAAUAAAACCAUCACCUCGGCAGAGACACCGGAUGACCUUGCCCUAGCAGAGCUGGGUGAGGUCCGGGAACCAGAAGUCAAUGAGAAGAACGAGCUGAGCACGGCGCCGACGACCGUGUCCGCGCACAAGGAGGAGGUUGCUACGUACGUCUCGUCCGAGCCUUCGGAGAAGGCGUUCAAGGACUUGGCGCAGGGGCGAUGGGCGAAGAAGCGCACGACGAAAGAUGUGGCCGUGGCGCGGGUCCAGGCGGCGCUCACGAGUGCGCGGAAAUUCAUCCUCAGGAUCAAGGAUAUCCCGCCUACGAAAGAUGGUCGGCAUCUGGAUCUAAAUCCCUCUUUGGUGGAUUCGAUGCUGGAUGAGCGUACGGGCAAGGCUUAUAUUGGCAAUUGGAUUCGAUCCAGUCGGUAUAGUCUUUGGAGUUUCUUUCCGCGACAGUUUUUCGCACAGUUUACCAAGAUCGCCAACUUUUACUUCCUCGUCGUUGCGAUCUUGCAGAUGAUCCCUGGCCUCAGUACCACCGGAACGUACACGACUCUGGUGCCGUUGCUGAUUUUCGUGGGUAUUUCCAUGGGAAAGGAAGGGUUUGAUGACUGGCGGAGAUAUCGUCUUGAUAAGGAGGAGAACAAUCGCGAUGCUUGGGUGCUUCGACCUGGUCAUGGGAAGUCGUCCGAUACUGAUUCUGUGGUCAGUAAUGCCAAGGACUGGCAGUGCGUUAAGUGGGAGGAUAUUCGCGUUGGAGAUGUUAUCAAACUGCAGCGUGACCAUCCCAUUCCUGCGGACAUUGCUUUGCUUCAUGCCAGUGGUCCCAAUGGGGUUGCCUAUAUUGAGACCAUGGCGCUGGACGGCGAGACCAACCUCAAGAACAAGCAGCCUUGUCAGCCGGUCUCGAAAGUCUGCUCCACCAUUGAAGAUAUCACCAGCAAUUCGUUGCACUUUGUUGUGGAAGACCCUAAUCUUGAUCUGUACAAAUUCGACGGCCACGUCACCGUCAAUGAUCAAGAGAAGAUCCCUCUCACCAACAACGAGAUUGCCUACCGUGGCAGUAUCCUUCGCAAUACGGAUCGUGUGCUCGGUAUGGUGAUCUACACUGGCGAGGAAUGCAAGAUUCGAAUGAAUGCCAACAAGAACCCGCGCAUCAAGAAGCCUUCCCUUCAAGCCAAGGUCAAUCGCGUUGUGAUGUUGAUUGUGGUCUUGGUUGUGCUUCUGGCUGUUGUCUGCACCGUGGCCUACAGGUUCUGGUCUCGCGAUGUGGAACAAAAGUCGUGGUAUCUGAGCGAUGCCAGUGUUAGCUAUGGCCCUAUUUUCACCUCUUUCCUCAUCAUGUUCAACACCAUGAUUCCCAUCUCGCUCUACGUGAGUAUGGAAAUCGUGAAAGUUGCUCAGAUGCUACUACUCAACGAUAUCGACAUGUACGACCCUGAAACGGACACUCCCCUGGAAGCCCGGACUUCGACGAUUAAUGAGGAACUCGGUCAAGUCAGCUACAUCUUCUCUGACAAGACCGGUACCUUGACGAACAACUCUAUGCGAUUCCGCAAAAUGAGUGUCGCUGGCACUGCGUGGUUGCACGAUGCAGACCUACAAGAGGAAGCUGCUCGUGAAGGUGACCACACGAAGCUCAUCCACAAAAAGCGAAGAGCCAAGGGCAAGAAGGCGAUUGGACGCAAGUCCAACCUUUCCGAAAUGCAAAUGCCUCGUCCAUCAAACGUGUCCGGAGCUGUCGACCAACCCCCACCUGGCCGCUCCGCCACUACAUAUCGCACAGCCGAGAUGAUUGAUUACAUCCAACGCAAACCCUACACCGUGUUCGCCCGCAAAGCCAAGCUUUUCAUUCUUUCCAUGGCAUUGUGCCACACCUGUAUCCCCGAAAACGACGAAUCCGGCAACACAACCUUCCAAGCCUCCUCCCCCGACGAACUGGCCCUAGUCCUCGCAGCCCAAGAACUGGGCUACCUGGUCUUCGACCGCCAAUCCAACACCCUGACCAUCCGCACCCAGCCCAACGGACCAGACGAGGCAACCUCCGACGAAGUCUACGAAAUAAUGGACGUGAUCGAAUUCUCAUCCGCGCGCAAGCGCAUGUCCGUCAUCGUGCGCAUGCCCGAUCAACGCAUCUGUCUCUUCUGCAAAGGAGCCGACACAACACUCAUGCGUCUCCUGAAGCAAGCCUCCCUAGCCCAAGAAAAGGCGAACGAGAUCGAGCGCCGCGCCAGCAGACGCAAGAACGCGGAAGCCAACCACGUCAUCCGACGAAACAGCGAGCAUCAUUCUCGUAAGAACUCUACGCGGAGCUCGAUGACAAGACCUAGUUUCACGCGCCGUCGAUCGUCGAUCACGGGACAGCAGGGGUCGGCUCUUCGUGCGAGUAUUGAUGUCUGGCUGCGUGAUCGUGAGACUGAUGGUGGGAUGUUGAAUCCCGGGGCGAAUAGCGAGUAUUAUAGUCCUCGACCGUCGGCGCAGAUGGGUCGACACUCUGCUGCGAUAUCGGAUUCCGGGAGUGAGACUAAUGGCGAAGAUGAGGAUCUUGUUGAGGAGGCGUUGGUUGUCAAUGAGACUGCCAUUUUCGAACGUUGCUUCCAGCACUUGAAUGACUUUGCUACCGAUGGACUGCGCACUUUGUUGUAUGGUCAUCGGUUCUUGGAUGAGAAUACCUAUACGGCUUGGAAGGCUGCGUACAAUGAGGCUUGCACUAGUCUUGUCGAUCGACAGGAGAAGAUUGAACAGGUCGGCGAGGAUAUUGAAAAGUCGCUUGAGUUGACUGGUGCUACUGCUAUCGAGGAUAAGUUGCAGAAGGGUGUUCCAGAGGCGAUCGAUAAGCUUCGCCGGGCGAAUAUCAAAAUGUGGAUGUUGACGGGUGACAAGCGGGAGACUGCUAUCAACGUCGGACAUUCAUGUCGCCUUGUCAAAGAGUACUCGACAUUGACCAUCCUGGAUCAAGAGAAUGGAGAUGUUGAACAGCUCAUCGAUGGUCUCAUUGGCGAGAUUACCCGCGGCCGCGUGGCUCAUUCUGUAGUUGUUGUCGAUGGCCAGACACUCUCAGUGAUCGAAGAUGAUGAGGUCGUGCGCGAGAAGUUCUUCCAGCUUGCCAUCAAAGCGGACUCGGUGAUUUGUUGCCGAGCAAGCCCGAAGCAGAAAGCUUUCCUCGUCAAAUCAAUUCGCAAACAUCUCGAUGACGCCGUGACCCUUGCUAUCGGCGAUGGUGCAAAUGACAUCGCCAUGAUCCAGGAGGCUCAUGUCGGUAUCGGUAUCACCGGUAAAGAAGGUUUACAGGCAGCGCGUAUCUCUGAUUAUUCGAUUGCGCAAUUCCGCUUCCUCCUCAAGCUGCUCCUCGUCCACGGCCGCUGGAACUACAUGCGCGCCUGCAAGUAUACGCUCGGCACGUUCUGGAAGGAGAUGUUGUUCUACCUCACCCAAGCGCUUUACCAGCGCUGGAAUGGCUACACUGGUACAAGUCUUUACGAGCCGUGGAGUCUGUCCAUGUUUAAUACGCUCUUCACCUCUCUCGCUGUGAUUUUCCUCGGCAUCUUCACCAAAGAUCUCUCCGCCUCAACUCUCCUUGCCGUACCAGAACUCUACACCAAAGGCCAAAAGCACGGCGGGUUCAACAUGCGACUCUACCUCGGCUGGUCCUUCAUGGCAACUUGCGAAGCAGUUAUCAUAUUCUUCACCAUGUGGUCGCUCUACGGCCUCGCACGCGUCAACCCAAGCGGCAACGACAUCUUCUCCCUAGGCCUCCUCACCUUCUCCGCCUGCAUAAUCGUCAUCAACGUCAAACUCCAAGCCCUAGAAGUCCACAACAAAACCUACAUGUCCCUCGCAGUCAUCAUAAUCUCCGUAGGCGGCUGGUUCGUCUGGGACAUGAUUCUCGACCGCGAAUACACAAUGUCAUCCGGAAAAGGCGUCUACUUCGUCCCAGGCAACUUCCUCCAACACAGCGGCCACAACCUCCUAUUCUGGGUCGUUCUCCUCCUCUCCGUAACAGCCGUCAUCCUCUUCGAAUUCACCGUCUCAACCCUCCGCGCCCUCUUCUUCCCAACAGACGUGGACAUCUUCCAAGAAUACGAACAAGACCUCGACAUCCGCAAACGCUUCGAAGAAGCCGCCGCCUCAGAACUGCAGCAGGGCUGGGACCACGGAACGAAGAAAAGCAGUUUCGAGCUCGCUCGCGAAAAGGAAGAAAUCGCCGAACUUGACGCUCGCGAACGACAGGUUCGCGAACUCCUUGCUCGUCCUCGCGUUAUGGAUAAGCCGAAUGCCGUUGAGCAUGAAUUGGAUGGGUAUACCAGUGCCAGUGCGACGGCUAGUCAUAAUGGGAGUGUGCCGCGUCCGGAGCCUGAGAGGAGACAGUCGGUUGAGAUUCAGGAACUGUUUAGUCAGGGCUUUGGUAAAGUGCGGAAGGGUCAACUUAAGUGA
Messenger RNA from Penicillium brevicompactum, 4686 nucleotides. RefSeq names its product aminophospholipid-translocating P4-type ATPase DNF3. Gene Ontology annotation, cellular component: plasma membrane. The transcript has 2 exons. The record is from RefSeq and is a predicted model, not a curated record. The coding region runs from base 1 to 4686 and encodes 1561 amino acids. Gene Ontology annotation, molecular function: ATPase-coupled intramembrane lipid carrier activity; ATP binding; magnesium ion binding. Gene Ontology annotation, biological process: endocytic recycling; intracellular protein transport; post-Golgi vesicle-mediated transport. NCBI's taxonomy places the organism in Eukaryota, Fungi, Ascomycota, Eurotiomycetes, Eurotiales, Aspergillaceae.